Messenger RNA from Alternaria arbusti, 1860 nucleotides. RefSeq lists its product as uncharacterized. The transcript is spliced from 2 exons. Bases 1 to 1860 code for a protein of 619 amino acids. NCBI's taxonomy places the organism in Eukaryota, Fungi, Ascomycota, Dothideomycetes, Pleosporales, Pleosporaceae. The record is from RefSeq and is a predicted model, not a curated record.
AUGGCGCCCACCAUUCAAGAGCCCACUAAAGAUGUACGCAUCAACAAAGCAAUACUCAAAGACCAGCAAAACAAGCACCCGGCCGUGCUCGCGAAGCUACGCAACGCCAUCCCAAUCGACUGCUAUCCCACGGUGGAAGCCUCACAACAGGACAUAUACUAUGGACGUCCGUUCUACCCCGGUAAAGUCCUCCUCGGUACAAACGAUGGUAGUCGCGUGUGGGGCUAUCUGCGCCGGAUAAUGAGUAAUCACAAGACGACGAUGGAAGUACACUACGAGGACAACCGCGGCGGCGACAAUACGGAUCAUACACCAUUUGCGCAGUCUCAGUUCGUACCAUGGUGUCGCCUUGUCGCAGAUGAUGCGUGUCCUCUUGGUACUGCAGCUUGGGAGGAGCGAUUGAAGAUAGUGAUCAAGAUCGUGAUGUUGGAGGCUGGCUACUCGGAAGCCACGGUCUCUGGUAUACCCGCCGAUCUACUCACAUCGAUACGGAAGAAUGUCGAGAAGGGUCUGAACAACGUAUCGCAAGCAGCUAGGCCAAGUAUACGAUCGUCGGCGGGCGCAAUAGCAGCUCCCGCUGCAUCGGCUUCCGCCCCCGGCCACACUGCAGAGGCCAAGGACAGUAUCGCACUUGAUGUGUCGAAGCCUCGACCGCAGAAGAAUACAGCGACACACUACAUCAAGGUAUUAAAAGACCUCAUCCCCGCCGAACAUUGGUUCCAGACGCGUCCCAUAACGGCCCAUGAAGAGCGAGCAAUCACCUUGUUAGAUCCCAACAGCAGAGAACACUUCGCCUUAUUCCCUGGUAAAGUCCUCCUAGGUCAUCUCCGUGACGCCGAAAACACACCAGUAUGGGCAGCGUUCCGUCAUCCCAAACCCACUGCCAAAAUACAGACACUGUCGGGACCGUGGCGCAUGUGCUUUUUCAAUGGUAGCCUGUUCGAGGUCCAACUGCCUGAAACACUAGACGGCGCCAUUGAUUUCGCGCCUGCGUUCCAGCUACUCACUGAGAGUAAAGACAACGUCGGUACACGCAAAAUCUGGUUUGCUAGAAUCAGCACGUGCGCACGUGUUGCGCUCAUCGACGCUGGACUCCAAGACGACGAGGGCUUUCAGACUCGAGUAGACGCACGACCUAAAGAGCUGGCGGCAGUGAUCAAGAAGGCGUGGGCGCGACUACGACGGACACUCCAAGCAGGUGGGCGGGAAGAGGCUUUGCCGACGCGAUACCGCCAGUACCGUACAGCGGACGCUUCUGCUGUAGACGCUAUAGCGCAUGGCCAAACACAAGCGCCUACCGUCACCCAAUCCAGAAAUGACGAACAGCAAGCAACGUCGCCCAGAGAAGAUCUCAUCCAAGACCUUAUCGAGAUAUCCGAAGACGAAGACGACAUCAUGGAAUCGGGCUACCAGCUCCGCGCAUCCAGCCCAUGGCCCACGUUCCCGAAGCGCGAACUCUUCACCCCAGCGCCCACCUCUUCCGCCAUGAACAAGAAACAAAAGAUCGCUCCGUCCAACCGCACUUCGUUGCUUGACUUCAUCAACCUGACUACUGCCAUCGACACCCCGGAUACCGCUGCGCUCGAGGAACAGGUCCGCACGUUGACUGAAGCCAAGACAUCUCUCGAAAACACUGUUGGUGAUAUGAAAGCACAGAUCAGCGACUACAAGACGAAGAGCCAUGAGUUGCAGGUGUUCAAGGCUAAGCAUGUUGAGCACUGCCAACCUGUGAUGCUCAAGUUGCUGACGCAGAGGAACAUGAGGAACGGGAUUAGUGAGGUGGAUGCAGAAAGGGAUGCGAAGACGGAGUAUACUCAGGUCUACGGUAUUGCGAUUGUGGAGGACAUUGGAGGAGAUUGA